Molecule: messenger RNA, 351 nt
Organism: Encephalitozoon hellem ATCC 50504
Lineage: Eukaryota; Fungi; Microsporidia; Unikaryonidae
Exons: 1
Coding region: 1-351 (116 amino acids)
Source: RefSeq, a predicted model, not a curated record
AUGGCCUUCGAAGCACAGAGCUCUCUGAAGGAGGAGCUAGAAAUACUAAGGCUGGUUAUUUAUAAGUCAAAGAACGGGCAUCGAGGGUCAAAGCUGUUUAGGAAGCUUGUUCACUUGAAGAGGCUUUCCCAGUCCUUUCUGCUCAAUAGGGUGAAGAGCAAAAGGGAAGAAAUCCGCAGAGUGAGCGAGGAGUUGUAUGUCCUGGCAACAUCAAACAUUCCGGAGGGACAUCUCAUCAGCUACACACUUAUUGUUUUGGGUCUGUGCUCUAGGAUUCACUAUUUGGUGGGCGGCAUUGAAUGCAUUGAAGAUACCGAUGAUAUUGAUGAAAUGUUUGCAGAGAUUGAGUAG